Molecule: messenger RNA, 753 nt
Organism: Rotaria sordida
Lineage: Eukaryota; Metazoa; Rotifera; Eurotatoria; Philodinida; Philodinidae
Source: the annotation of a GenBank genome assembly
AUGUCGCACCAUCAACAACAAUACGAUAAUAUUGAUAUUCAAAUACGUUCAUCUUAUGAACGAUUUCUUGAAUUCGAACGUUUAAUGAAGAUGUAUCCACCAUCUUUAUCUCAAAAUUUUAAUCCAACACCACUUGGUUUAUGUGCUUUUGCAUUAACAACAUUUGUUCUUUCAAUGUAUAAUGCAGGUGUAGCUGUACCUGUUACAGCUUCACAUGGUGUUGUUAUGGGUCUUGCUCUUUUUUAUGGUGGUUUAAUUCAACUUCUUGCUGGUUUACUUGAAUUUCGUGUUGGAAAUAAUUUUGGUGCACUUGCAUUUUGUUCUUAUGGUGGUUUUUGGCUUGGACUUGCUUCACUUUAUAUUGGAUCAUUUAAUUUUCUUGGAAAUUAUUCAUUAGAUGUACAAGAAAAAGCUCUUGGUGUUUUUUUUCUUGGAUGGACAAUAUUCACAGCUGCUAUGUUUAUUUCAUCUUUUCGUACUAAUUUAGCUUUAGUAGCAUUAUUCUUUUUUCUAACACUUACUUUUAUUUUACUUACAGCAAGUAAAUUUCAAUUAGGUCAUCUUAAUUUACAACGUGCAGCAGGUGCUUUUGGAAUUUUAACAGCAUCAAUUGCUUGGUAUGCAGCUUUUGCAAGUUUACUCAAACGAGGUGUAAAUUCAUAUUUUUCAUUACCUGUUUAUGAUUUAGCACCACACUCACCAUUAAUCAUUACUAAUGAAUCUUCAACAAAUACUCGUACACAAAAAAUAUAA